AUGGCUACAAGGAAUGAUUUGGAAUCAAAAGAAGUGACCAACCUUAUGUGUGACGGUGAUGAUGACAGUGAUAGUGAUUCUGAUGAUGAUGAUAGUAACGAUGAUUCUGAUGAGAAGUUUUACCAGCUUGUGGCAGUCACAUGUGAAGCAGUUGUGACAUAUUUCAAUAAGUACAUUAAUAAGACUCCUUAUUAUGAUUCUGAACAAACAGGGUGGGAUUGGGAUUGCAUCGGUGCGAUUGAUGGCACACAUGUGAUGGCGAUUGUACCUACUGAUAAGUCCAUUCCAUACUUUGGAAGAAAGGGAUAUCCAACCCAAAAUGUGAUGGUUGCAUGUGACUUUGAUAUGUUAUUCACAUUUGUUUUGCCUGGAUGGGAAGGUUCAGCACAUGACACCUCCAUUUUUCUUGAUACUAUUCGUGCACAAAGUAACAAUUUUCCAAACCCACCACCAGGGAAAUAUUAUGUAGUUGAUUCUGGAUAUCCAAUGAUGAAAGGCUAUUUGGCACCAUACAAGGGGAUAUCUUACCAUAUUCAGGAAUUUCGAAGGAGAGGUGGAAGCCCUAGAAUUAGACAUGAAAAAUUUAAUCAUGCUCACUCAUCUCUUCGAUGUGUGAUUGAGCGUACUUUUGGUGUAUGGAAGAAUAAAUGGAGAAUUAUCAGAAAUAUGCCAUCUUUUCCAUUCCAUAUCCAAAUACUUAUUGUAUCUGCUAUUAUGGCUCUUCAUAAUUUUGUUAGACUAAAUGAUAGGGAUGAUAAGGGCUUCAUACACGCCAAUCGAGAUUCAAUUUCUAGAAGAGAACAUAAUAGUGAAGCAAGUAGUAGUUAUGAGCAGAACUCAAGAUCUUUAAUAGACCCUGAGAUGGUGGUUCUUCGUGAUUCUAUUGCAAAUUCCAUUUGGGGGGAUAGUAAUUAG
Quercus lobata is the source of this 915-nucleotide messenger RNA. RefSeq names its product protein ALP1-like. The transcript is spliced from 4 exons. The coding region runs from base 1 to 915 and encodes 304 amino acids. Lineage: Eukaryota; Viridiplantae; Streptophyta; Magnoliopsida; Fagales; Fagaceae. The record is from RefSeq and is a predicted model, not a curated record.